AGGGUGUACAAAAAAAAAAAAAAAAUACAUGUUAGCUACCUUAAUACUAUUGGAAGUUUUUGUAUCUCUGAAGUGAGACGUAAAAUUCAAUUCACGCAAAUCUGGCCUUGAUCUAGCACCAGGAAAGGACUCCCCGCCCCAGCAAAACAAACAACAACAAAAAAACCAGGACACAGCAACAGGACCUAACGGAUACAUGACCUAACAGAUCUUUUAAAAAGUCAGUCAAGACCAACAGGUGCUGAGAAAGAUGGGGUCAAUGAGCUCAAUCCCAAAAUGAGGUUUCUCGUCUAUUUUAAGAGCUAUCCCAAACUUCCUUAGACAAAAAUUUAGCCUUUUAAGGAAGGUGCAGAGAACAUGCCUCCGUGGGCUUCCUUUAAGGGAAGGCUUUAGUAGGUGCUGCAUUUCACCCAGCGGGUGGCUGCAUGAAUUUGUGAACUGAGGUGUCAACACUGACUCUCUCCGGAAGAAAAGAUGCUAUCUCUUCACCGGCAGUUUAAUUACCAUGGCACUACUUGAAACAAGAAACCCAACAGCGGCCACACCGCCACCACUAGCCCAGCCCACCUCGGCCGAAUAUCGACAUUAAAGAAAACAAGGACUAUUUUUUCCUGGGGCACAUUUUUCUACUCUCUUAAAUGCCUGCUGCACAAAUUCUGGGAGGAAUUACAGGCAAGAGGGCCGUUGCGCUAUUAGCGAGUGCGGAGGGAGGGAGGGGCGGGGUACAUGAGCAGUAACUUAUAUUCAGGUAUUAGAAAAAUUAUGGCUAGGGGAGCAGGAAUGUAGCACUACCUUUAGCAUCAUCUAAAGGUAGGGAGAUCUAUGGGUACCGACGCGUUCCAAUCUUCCACUCUGACAGAUGCAAAUCACAUCGCCCGCCCCCCGCCUCGCUACUCAGGCGAUAGCAGGGUAAGAGAAACAUCAUGGGAAGAAUCUUGAGGUGAGUGAGAACAGGAGGUCUGCCUAGGGCUCUCGUGUGGAAGGGAUCACUGAGGAUCAGGUCUACCCAAAGCGUCAGCAAAGGUGGAAGAAUGAAAGGUCACUGUAGGACGGUAAGCCCCGAAGUUUGGGGUCGAGGCGGCGGGCUGUCCCCCGGUCCCCUUGGGAUCUGCCCUGCACACAGCCUUCCGCAGUUUGUCGGUCUGCAUCUUGCCUGUACAUUUUCAGACUAGAAACUGUCUUGCUGGCGUUUUCACAGCGCUUAGCUCAGAGCCAGCGGCGGAGUCGGCUCUGGGUCGCCGGCGAGCAAAAAGCAGCUUCGAGAUUUGGGGCGGAGAGGCAACGGUUUUCUUGUUCGUAGGGCUGGCGUUCCGGUGUGGCCGCAACUAGUGGUCAGCACAGUGUUCCAUGGCCUCUUGUCCUCUUCCUCAUGUGAUGUCGCCGAGCCCCGCAGGACCAAUCUGGGGCAAAACGGUUCAGCAGCGUCCUUCAGGUGUCAGCCUUGAUGCGUUUGGAAACCACAACCCCCAGCGUCCCCUGUGCCAGAAGGCCAGGCCACAAAUAAGACGGCUCCAGAAGGGUGGAACAUGCAGUAGGGGUCAAAACUAGUCUCUGGCAUUUUCUUUACCGGAUGUGUGUUAAUAACCGAAUCCCCACAUGUGCACCGCCCAACUAACCACCUUCCAGGCCGCUGAGGCCACGGCUGACGCCGCGCCCGCUCCUCCAGGAGCAUCCUGGGAGUUGUAGUCCAGUCACCUGGCUGUGCUGAACUACCUUUCCCAGGAUGCCCUUCGCCCGGGCGAUAGCAACGUUCUUUUUCCAGGCUCUCUGUACUGAGUCCCCUACCUCCCAAACCCCCUUUCUCUGUUUUCUUCUCGCCAUCAGCUCCUUCCCGUUCGCUGCUUCAGAGUAGCAGUAGCAGUAGCAGUAGCGGGAGCGGCCCCGGGGUCGGGCCGCACCGCCCCAAGAGGCACUUCCGGCGACGGUUCACUUCCUGGUUGGGUGGAUGGAGCCGGGCGGGAGCGCGCGCGGGGGAGGGGCGGCGGGUCAGUCUCCGCCGGGCGCACGGGGGAUCAGCUGGCUGGCGGGCGCCGAUUGCGGCCCCGGCUCAGGCUGCAGCGCCGCCUCCUCUCCGCGUCGCAGGCCGGCUCGGCGGCCGUGACAAUGUUGCGGGCCUGGUAGCUGGGCGCCGGCCGCUGAGCAGUCUCAAGUUUAAACUUACACGGAUCGCUCUCUGGAGGAGGAGGGGACCCGCCGCGCGAUUGACACGCAUAUUCCUAUAGGCAUCCUCCUCCCUCAGCCCCCACCCCCACGGCCGGAUUCGGGUGGCUCCUCUGCGAGCUGAAAUCCGAGAAGAAAUCUUUAGAUCUAUUUUCUUAAAAAAAGAAAAAAAGAAUCUAGAAAUCAUCUGCCCUUUGCUUUGCUGCUUCUUAUUUGCAAGAUGAAGAAGUUUUUCGACUCCCGGAGAGAGCAGGGCGGCUCUGGCCUGGGCUCCGGCUCCAGCGGAGGAGGGGGCAGCACCUCCGGCCUGGGCAGCGGCUACAUCGGAAGGGUCUUUGGCAUCGGGCGACAGCAGGUCACUGUGGACGAGGUGUUGGCAGAAGGUGGAUUUGCUAUAGUGUUUCUGGUGAGGACAAGCAAUGGGAUGAAAUGUGCCUUGAAACGCAUGUUUGUCAACAAUGAGCAUGAUCUCCAGGUGUGCAAGAGGGAAAUCCAGAUCAUGAGGGACCUGUCAGGGCACAAGAAUAUUGUGGGUUACAUUGACUCUAGCAUCAACAGUGUGAGCAGCGGUGACGUAUGGGAGGUUCUCAUUCUGAUGGAUUUCUGUAGGGGAGGCCAGGUGGUAAAUCUGAUGAACCAGCGCCUACAAACAGGCUUUACAGAGAAUGAAGUGCUGCAGAUAUUCUGUGAUACCUGUGAAGCUGUCGCCCGCCUGCAUCAGUGCAAAACUCCGAUUAUCCACCGUGACCUGAAGGUUGAAAAUAUCCUCUUGCAUGACCGAGGCCACUAUGUCCUGUGUGACUUUGGAAGUGCCACCAACAAAUUCCAGAAUCCACAAGUCGAGGGAGUCAAUGCGGUAGAAGAUGAGAUUAAGAAAUAUACAACGCUAUCCUAUCGAGCACCAGAAAUGGUCAACUUGUACAGUGGCAAAAUCAUCACUACGAAGGCAGAUAUUUGGGCUCUUGGAUGUUUGUUAUAUAAAUUAUGUUACUUCACUCUGCCAUUCGGAGAGAGUCAGGUGGCAAUUUGUGAUGGGAACUUCACAAUUCCUGAUAACUCCCGAUAUUCUCAAGACAUGCACUGCCUUAUUAGGUAUAUGUUGGAACCAGAUCCUGACAAAAGGCCGGAUAUUUACCAGGUCUCCUACUUCUCAUUUAAACUACUCAAGAAAGAAUGCCCAAUUCCAAAUGUACAGAACUCUCCCAUUCCUGCAAAGCUUCCUGAACCAGUGAAAGCCAGUGAGGCAGCUGCAAAAAAGACCCAGCCAAAGGCCAGACUGACAGAUCCCAUUCCUACCACAGAGACUUCAAUUGCACCCCGCCAGCGGCCUAAAGCUGGGCAGACUCAGCCAAACCCAGGAAUCCUUCCCAUUCAGCCAGCCCUCACACCUCGAAAGAGGGCCACGGUUCAGCCUCUACCUCAGGCUGCAGGACCCAGCAAUCAGCCUGGCCUUUUGGCCAGUGUUCCCCAACCAAAAGCCCAACCCCCACCCAACCAGCCUCUGGCACAAUCUCAGCCCAAGCAGCCACAGGCUCCACCCAUCCCACAGCCCACACCUUCCACCCAGGCCCAGGCCACACCCCAGCACCAGCAGCAGCAGCUCUUCCUCAAGCAGCAACAGCAGCAGCAACAGCAGCAACCACAGCAGCAGCCACCACAGCAGCCACCACAGCAACCGGCAGGCACAUUUUACCAGCAGCAGCCGCAGCAGCCGCAGCAGGCCCAGACUCAGCAGUUUCAGGCAGUACAUCCACCAAGCCAGCAAGCAGCGAUUUCUCAGUUCCCUGUGGUGUCCCAGGGAGGCUCUCAGCAGCAGCUGAUACAGAACUUCUACCAGCAGCAGCAGCAGCAGCAGCAACAGCAGCAGCAGCUGGCCACACCCCUGCACCAACAACAGCUGAUGACUCAGCAGGCUGCCCUGCAGCCCAAGACCGCGGUGGUGGUGCCGCAGCCCCAGGCACAGCCGACCGCAGCCCCGCAGCCAACCCCUGCCCAGGAGCCUGCGCAGAUUCAAGCCCCAGUAAGACAACAGCCAAAGGUUCAGACAACUCCACCUCCUACCAUCCAGGGGCAGAAAGUUGGAUCUCUCACUCCUCCAUCAUCCCCCAAAACUCAACGUGCAGGGCACAGGAGAAUUCUCAGUGAUGUAACGCACAGCGCAGUCUUUGGGGUCCCUGCCAGCAAAUCGACCCAGCUGCUCCAGGCAGCUGCAGCUGAGGCCAGUCUGAAUAAGUCCAAGGGUGGGAACCUACCUAGGUCUGCAACCACCACUCCAUCAGGCUCUCCUCGGACCUCCCAACAAAACGUCUGUAAUCCUUCAGAAGGUCCUACAUGGAACCCCUUUGAUGACGACAAUUUCUCCAAACUCACAGCUGAAGAACUGCUAAACAAGGACUUUGCCAAGCUAGGGGAAGGCAAACAUCCGGACAAGCUCGGCGGCUCAGCAGAGAGUUUGAUCCCAGGUUUCCUGUCGACCCAGGGUGAUGCUUUUGCCACUUCCUCAUUUUCUGCUGGAACUGCUGAAAAAAGGAAGGGUGGGCAGACUGUGGAUUCUGGCGUCCCACUUCUAAGUGUGUCUGAUCCUUUCAUUCCUCUUCAGGUACCUGAUGCACCAGAAAAACUAAUUGAGGGACUCAAAUCUCCUGAUACUUCUCUUCUGCUCCCUGACCUCUUGCCUAUGACAGAUCCUUUUGGUAGCACUUCCGAUGCUGUGAUUGAAAAAGCUGAUGUUGCUGUUGAGAGUCUCAUACCAGGACUGGAGCCCCCAGUCGCCCAGCGCCUCCCAUCUCAGACGGAGUCUGUGACCUCGAACCGCACAGAUUCUCUCACUGGGGAAGAUUCCCUGCUUGACUGCUCUCUGCUUUCUAACCCUACUGCUGACCUUCUGGAAGAGUUUGCCCCCUUAGCAAUCUCUGCUCCGGCCCAUAAAGCUGCAGAAGAUAGUAAUCUCAUCUCAGGUUUCGAUGUCCCUGAGGGCUCGGAAAAGGUGACAGAAGAUGAAUUUGACCCUAUUCCUGUAUUGAUAACCAAAAAUCCACCAGGUCUCCAGAGAGAGCCCGAUCCCUGUCCUGUAGUCACUGUAGAGCACUUUAAAGAAUCAGCGGGCGUGAAAGGCCUUCCCCUGUAUCCAGACCCCUCCAGAAUACCUGCCGCAAAGACUCAGAACAACUUAGAAUCUGACUACUUGGCCAGAGAUGGCCCUUCAAGCAACAGUUCUUUCCACAGCAGCGAAGAGGAAGGGACUGACCUGGAGGGAGACAUGCUAGACUGCAGCGGGUCUCGACCUCUCCUUCUGGAGUCCGAAGAAGAGGACGAGAACUGCAGACCUCCCCAGGGGAAGCUGGGAGGAGCUGGCCCAUUUGCCCAGCCCGAAGUCUGUACUGAGCAAGCAAAGGCAGUGCACGGUGAAAGAAAUAGCCAGCUCCAGUCCCUCCCACAGCCAGCCACUGACGGUCGUGGUGAGCCAGAUGUUUUUGCCACAGCUCCCUUCAGGAGCUCGAGGGCUCCAACUGAUGACAUGGACAUUUUCUCCAAAGCCCCAUUUGUCUCCAAGGGCAGUGUGACCCCCUCCCAGCCAGAGGAGGUGGAUGUGUUCUUGAGAGCUCCUUUUACCAAGAAGAAAAGCAUGGAGGAGUUGCCAGUUGCCCAGAGCUCCUCCCAGGAGCUGCCUGCACAGGCCAGUCUCCUCAGUCAGGCAGGUGAUGUCCCACUGUUCUCAGGCCGUGAGAGAGCGGGGUAUUCCUCUGUCCAAGCUCAGUAUUCCAUGGCUGGUUUUGUGCAACAAUCUAACCUCCCCUCCCAUUCUCUGCAAGCAGCAGACCAUCUUGACAGCGUCUCUCCCAUGGGAUCCUCCCUGGAACCUGGAGGCCAUUCUAAUGACAGAAACAAAGGACCUCAGCCCCAGAAAGAAGCCGUUUCAGGACCAGUGGCUGGCAAACCAUUCCGCCCCCAGUCGUUAUCCAAAUACUCACGUCACUAUAGCCCAGAAGAUGAGCCAAGUCCAGAAGUCCAGCCCAUUGCUGCCUACAAAAUUGUUUCACAGACCAAUAAGCAGUCAAUAGCUGGCUCUGUUUCCAUUACAUCCCUUUCCUCCAGGACUACGGAGUUGCCAGCUACCGAUCCUUUUGCUUUAGCACCAUUUCCUUCCAAAGCAGGCAAGCAGAAACCGUAGGAGCAGUACCUGAGCCUUAGGCCUCUCUCUCUACCCACCCCUGCAAUAUCUGCCACACCACUCCUUCCUGAGCCUUCCCAAGGAGAAAUAUUAUCCAUUAUUAUCUUUCAAUCCUUUAAGUUAACAGACUCAGUUACAGCGAUACUGAGAUGAAGCUCCUUUAAGUUAUGCCUAUUUCUUUUGUUUCUGUUGAGUUCUGGACUUUCAGGCACUUCUGUUCCCUUCACAGAGGCCUCCCACCUUCACCAAAAACUGUGUUGUUGUUUUUUUUUAAACCCAGAAACUGUUCUAAUCUAGGAAUAUUUUACCCAAUCCCCAGGGGCCAAAACUCUUGAUAGUUUUUAUUCCUGCAGCUCCCGCUGAGUCAUGUUCAUUGAAGAGUCAAGAUGAAUUUCUCCAGGACUUGAUUUAAAACUCUUGAAAAGAGAUUUCUAGGAAGAAGAAUAUAAAAGUCUUGUGCUUCAAGAGAAAGUAUAAUCCUGCAACUACUAAUCAUUUCCUGUAGAACCAGCAGCUCUUGAAGGAUUUUGUGGAUCUGAGUCUGUGCAAGCCAGGCUGGGCCUUGUGCAUAAAUGUCUGUGGGUGUGUGAUGUGCGUCAGAGCCUAUCCUAGGUAAAAAUGUGCACAUACGGGAGAGCUGUGCGCAUGUCCAGUCAUCUGGGCAGGGCCUUCCCCACAUUCACACUUUUUAAAGUAUGGAUGUAUAGGCUUUGUGUGUGUGUGUGUGUGUGUGUGUGUGUGUGUGUGUGUGUGUAUGCACAAGAAGCAUUUUCCUUUGGGUAAACCCUAUCCCACCACACCUACCUCCACAGUUGAAUCAGUCAUUUACUGGCAUUUGCCUGCUGACCUCACUGACUUGAACCUUUUUUUUUUUUAGUUUUAUUCUAAUGACAAAAUUGAAUUCAUUGGAAGGUGUAGGGAAAUCUUGCUGGAGCUGAGCUUUCAGAGCAGAUUUCUUCUCCAGAGUCUGCUCCUUAUCAUUAGCAGAUUCUGUUUACUAGGCUAUGGAUAUAGCUCAGAGGUAGAGCACUUGCCUAGCAUACCCAAGGCCCAGGAUUCGAUCCCUAGUGUGGGGGGGGAAAGGUACAAAUUGUAUUUGCCUGGUUGUGGAAAAUUGUCCUUCUGUGUUUUCCCCUCAAAACAGUAGAAAGGAGUACCUUAUAGCUCUAGCUGAUAGGUAUCUAGACUCAAUGCAGUCAUUAUAGAAUUCAUUAAUCAUGAGGGUAGGCCACAGAUUAGAUUUGCUUGUUUUAUUUUGUUUUUGUCCUUUGUCCUUGCUGUCUUUCUCUGCUGCCUGUUGAGGAAAUAUAGACCUAAGACACUAAAUAAAUUUGUCUGGAAGAAUAGAAAACAGCUGAAUCCGUUAGUGAUUUAUAACUUUACAUCCUGUAUGCUCUUUAGAUGUUAAAGUAGGGCAGACAGGUGACUGGCUUAUGUUUUUGAAAGUGUCUUUUAUUUCUGGAAGAUCUGACUCAUUCCUAGCUUUUUUCAUACCCUUUAUUUUUAGUGCCCUAAAAUCAAACCUGCAUGCCGAUGGGAAGAUUUCUGCUGAGGAAGUUCAAUUUAACGGAAAGAGUCGCUGCAUCAAGUUUCAACCUGAGAGCUUCCUGUGACUUCUAGGAAAUGUUAGCGAUCUCUCCAUUCACAGGAGAAGUUCAGAGAGUUGGGUACCAAGACAGAUUAGUGAUUUAAGAAUUAUUGAAAAUUCAUCCCAAAAGCCUAAAUGCCAAGCUCUACUAUAAUUGAUUGGGUGUUAUUUUGGAGGUGGGGAGCUCAGUGGUAGAACAUAUGCUUAGCAUACACAAAGCCCAAUGUUUGAUCAAAAGAACCAAAAAAUAAAAUUCAGGGAUCAUGACAGUAAAAUAAGAAUAAUACUUCUCUUUUUUUUUUUU
Molecule: messenger RNA, 8223 nt
Organism: Chinchilla lanigera (long-tailed chinchilla)
Lineage: Eukaryota; Metazoa; Chordata; Mammalia; Rodentia; Chinchillidae
Gene: Aak1
Product: AP2 associated kinase 1
Exons: 22
Coding region: 2381-6331 (1316 amino acids)
Biological process (GO): protein phosphorylation
Molecular function (GO): protein kinase activity; ATP binding
Source: RefSeq, a predicted model, not a curated record